GAUCCAAUUGUCACUUGCUCUCCCUCCAACAAGCUAAUUAAGGCCGGUCAUCCCUCUUCUAGCUCGUUUCAUUAUCCAUGGCGGAGGAGAAGCACCACCACCACCACCUGUUCCACCACAAGAAGGACGAGGAGCAGCUCGCCGCCGGCGGGUACGGCGAGUCCGCCGAGUACACGGAGGCCACGGUGACGGAGGUGGUGUCCACGGGCGAGAACGAGUACGACGAGUACAAGAAGGAGGAGAAGGAGCACAAGCACAAGCAGCACCUCGGCGAGGCCGGCGCCAUCGCCGCCGGCGCCUUCGCACUCUACGAGAAGCACGAGGCGAAGAAGGACCCGGAGCACGCGCACCGCCACAAGAUCGAGGAGGAGGUCGCGGCGGCGGCGGCCGUCGGCUCCGGCGGCUUCGCCUUCCACGAGCACCACGAGAAGAAGAAGGACCACAAGGAGGCCGAGGAGGCCGGCGGCGAGAAGAAGCACCACUUCUUCGGCUGAUUGAUCCUCCCGUAUCGUCGUCCCUCCCCGUGUGCUACGCGUGCGUGUGAGAGUGAUAUCGAGCGCCCGCCGUGUUGUGCGCGCGUACGUAUGUAUGCGCUCGUGUGAUGCACGAAUAAGCGUGGCUACGUAAUCUAUCGUAUGUAUACGUGUGUGUAUGCAUGUGCUUGUGUAUGAUCGUGGUACGAGGACCGAAAAAAUGUAUGCAACUCUGAUUUACUU
Molecule: messenger RNA, 716 nt
Organism: Zea mays
Lineage: Eukaryota; Viridiplantae; Streptophyta; Magnoliopsida; Poales; Poaceae
Product: abscisic stress protein homolog
Exons: 2
Coding region: 78-494 (138 amino acids)
Source: RefSeq, marked validated